This is a messenger RNA of Encephalitozoon cuniculi GB-M1, 549 nucleotides long. RefSeq lists its product as uncharacterized. The transcript has a single exon. NCBI's taxonomy places the organism in Eukaryota, Fungi, Microsporidia, Unikaryonidae. The coding region runs from base 1 to 549 and encodes 182 amino acids. The record is from RefSeq and is marked provisional. Gene Ontology annotation, biological process: DNA replication; DNA strand elongation involved in mitotic DNA replication. Gene Ontology annotation, cellular component: GINS complex.
AUGCUUUUUGGAGAGGCUGGGCUAUGUCUUCUCGAGGAUCUCAGGUCAGAUGUCCUUAGACCUUACAGGCGCCUUGAGAUCAAAGCCAUCGAGGGCGAGAAUGAACAUCUGGACGCAAGAAUGGAGGAGAUCAAGCAGCUUGCAGGGUCUGGGAUAUCUGAAGAGCUCUCUGUGAACUACGUGAUGAUGAAGUACUUCAAGGAGCGCAACGAAAGGAUACUUAGAAGCUACAAGUUCCACCGGUCUGCAGCUCUCUUCGACAGCUUCUUCUCAAAGAAAAAAACGGUUGGGAUGCUUUCUCAUGAAGAAGAGGAGCAUGCAGAGAAAUACAGCAACAUGCUCAGAGAGUACCUCGAGCCUUUCAAGCACAUCGACUUCACGGUGCAAGCCCCUCCUGUCCAGUUCUUUGUCCAGGUAAUCACGCUGAGAGACUGCGGAGUGGUGAUGGACGAGGGAGAUCUCAUAGAGCUGAAGAAGGAUAGAAUAUACUUCAUGAAGAAGAACGCCAUUGUCCAUCUGAUCGAUAGCGGAUUUGUUCGCAUCAUUUAA